CGAUGCAUGGUUGAGUUUUCACUGUCACAAACUAUGAAUUUUCCAUUCCUUACAAAUGCGUGAAACCUGCAACAUUUUGUUUCUACAUGUAGAAAAUUGGGGGCAAAGAACAAAACAAAAAUUGACAAAACUUUGAAUUCAACACAAUUCCCCUUUUUGUGUGUCUCGUAUCAAUGGAGCAUAUAAAGGAGAAUAAUGGUCGAUAGAACCCUUUAAACUCUUAGGAAUCCCAUGGCUCUAAAGUAACCCAAAAUAGACUCAAAAAAUCAAGUAGCUGACAUGUUCUUUUCUUCCCUUAGUUCUUGCUUCAAAUAUGGUUUAAAUCUCAUAUUUCCUCCAUGAUAAGAUCUUGAAUUUUUAUGAAUAUAUCUUACUCUUUGUAGUUACAAGGUUACUAAAAAUUCAAGGUACAAAAUCAAUAGUUUGCAUGACCUCCUCUGUUUUAACUCCUCUGUUUUGCUUCAAUAGGAAUGAACUCAUUCUUGGCAUGAAAAACCCGCUUAGAAUGAGAUUUCCAUGAAAAAACCAUUCUUUUUCAAUGUUAUAAGGUCAUAUUUAAUUUUUUUUUUGGACCAAAAGAUGGAUCUUUUCUCUGGGUAUGUUUGGAUAUUCCUCUCACAGCUUGUGGAAACUCUGUUCUGGAUUUGCAGCAGAAUCUUCAUGAGAUACACCAGUCAUGAAGCUAUCAAUUCAACUUGUUCUUCAAAUCUUUGCCAUGAGAACUAUCAUGAUGACUCCAACAAUUCCGAGACAAAAAUUGAGGCUGAAGAAGAUUUUUUUAAAUAUUCCGAAGAUGAAGAGUUGAAAAGUGAAGGAUUGGAGGAAAUUACUAAUGCUAUUAAAUUUAAACAAGAGUGUAGUCAUCAAAAUGAAUCAAAUGGUUCUGAACCAGAAGCAAAGUUCAAUGAGGAUUGUUCUGAAACAGUUACUAUUACAAACUGUGCUGGAAAUCUUGGCCUUGAUGAAGAAGAAGAAAAAGAGAAACUGAGGUUGGUUUUCAAAUUCCGGUAUCAAACUUGGAAGUGUUGUGAAACUUUUGAUUCUGUGAACACUGAUAACGUUAAGGCUUCUGAAAGCACCAACAAGCAUGAGUUCCUAUCAAGUAAGAGUUUCAGCAGCUUCUUGGAUGAACCAUGCGUUUGUUCAGAAUAUUUUCCUUUGGAAAAUGAUUCUGUUGAUGAAUCAGAGAGAAAUUUUGAACCUGAAAGUUGUGAAAGAAGGUGUGUUGAUGCAGCAGUGGAGCUCAAGACUGUGCCAUCUGUAGAACAAGCUGAUGAACAUCUAGUGGAGAAUCUGAAUAACAAUGUGUUAUUUGAAAAAUUUUCAGCUGAUAACAAUUUCCUUUCUGAAGAUGAUUUCAUUUGUGAAAGCACGGAGUCAAAUUCUAUGAUCAGUUCUAUAGGAGAUGAAUUUUUGUCAGACACAGAUUUUGGAACCACUACUAAUGUUCACACUUUGGGAAACCAUGAUGAAGAAAAUGCAGUGUUAACAAAAGAAGAUUUGAACUUUGAGGGUGAGAAAAGAUCAGAGAGUUUUGAUGCUGAAGAUAGAGAUACAACAAUGGUUAGGAUAAGAAGAUUGGAAGAAGAAACUAUAAUGCAAGAUAUUGAGAACAUAAAGUUGAAAGGGAAUUGUUUUCAAGAUAGGCAUGGCAUGAACUUGUUGCAUAGUUCAACAGGUUCAGAUCUUGAGGAUUCGUACCGGUUUGAUGCACAAUGGGAACAUCAAGAUUUGAUAGAACAGCUCAAGAUAGAGCUUAACAAGGUAAGAGAUACUGGUCUGCCUACCACCUUUGAGACGCAAAGGAUAAUAAUGGAAGACUUGAAGCCAUGGGAAAUUGAUGAAAAAUUCAAGCAUGGUAGUGCCAUAAAUGAUCUUACAAAAUUCUACAAGAGCUACACAGAAAGAAUGAGGAAAUUUGAUAUCUUAAAUUACCAAAAGCUGUUUGCCAUAGGUGCCCUGAAGACCAAGGACCUUGUGCUAUCAUUUUCAAGUCGUGAGAACUCUUCCACAUUGAAGAAGUUCAUGAGGCGUAAAAAAUCUGAUUCUGACCCAUUGAAAAAGUUCGUGAGAGAAUUCUACAGUGACUUGGAAAUGGCAUAUGUGGGACAGUUGUGCCUUUCUUGGGAUUUCCUUCAGUUGGAGUAUGAGAAGGCUUUGCAGUUAUGGGAAUCUGAUCAAUGCAGGUUUCAAAGUUACAAUGAAGUAGCUGAGGAGUUCCAGCAUUUUCAAGUGCUUCUGCUAAGAUUUAUAGAGAAUGAACGUUUCCAAGGUCCACGAGUUGAAUACUAUGCCAGGAAUCGUUGUGCUAUGCAAAAUUUUCUUCAAGUUCCUGUCAUAAGAGAGGACAAAACCAAGGAAGAAGAGAAAUUCAAAACAAGAGAUGCAGAUAAAGAUGAAAUCACAAUUGACAUGCUAGUAGAGAUUUUAGAAGAAUCAAUUAAGAUAAUUUCGCGUUUCAUUAGAGCUGAUAAAGAUGCAUCUAGCUUGGCUCAUAAAGGUCCUAGAGAAACUCAAGUAAAGCUCCAAGACCCUGCAGAUUCAGAAUUUCUUAGGGAGAUUCAAGCAGAACUUCGAAAGAAGGAAAAGAGACUUAAUGAACUUUUGAAGAGAAGUAGCAUAAUGAAGAAGUUCCAAAAGCAUGAGGAAGAUGGAAGAGAUCAUUUGCUUUACUUUUUUCCUCAAGUGGACAUGAAACUGGUUUGGAGAGUGUUGAACAUGUCAAAAAUAUCUAGGGAUCAACUAGCAUGGUGUCAUAAUAAACUAAGUAACAUCAAUUUUGUAAACAGAAGUAUACAUAUAGAACCAUCUUUCUUGCUUUUUCCUUGUUAAUAGUUAUACGCUAGAUUUGUUUUUUGUACAUAUGUUACUCCACAUUUAGAAGACCAUUGUGGAUAUAGUGAAAAGUGUUUUCUCCCCUUACAACUAAGAACUUUUUGAUAUAAUCUUUACCACCUCCA
This is a messenger RNA of Glycine soja, 2960 nucleotides long. RefSeq lists its product as uncharacterized. Bases 517 to 2832 code for a protein of 771 amino acids. The record is from RefSeq and is a predicted model, not a curated record. The transcript has 5 exons. Lineage: Eukaryota; Viridiplantae; Streptophyta; Magnoliopsida; Fabales; Fabaceae.